This is a messenger RNA of Ascochyta rabiei, 2496 nucleotides long. Its product is annotated as Histone deacetylase. The coding region runs from base 1 to 2496 and encodes 831 amino acids. Gene Ontology annotation, molecular function: histone deacetylase activity. NCBI's taxonomy places the organism in Eukaryota, Fungi, Ascomycota, Dothideomycetes, Pleosporales, Didymellaceae. Gene Ontology annotation, biological process: chromatin organization. The record is from RefSeq and is a predicted model, not a curated record. The transcript is spliced from 8 exons. Gene Ontology annotation, cellular component: histone deacetylase complex.
AUGAACGAUGUGGACGUCCCAAUGGAGGACGAGAUCAUCGCUUCCACGGAGUGCAACGGUGGCCCUACAGACUAUACGUCAGAGUUUGUGAUUCCAAUCGAUGUUUUCCCAACCCCUAACAUGGCGCAUCUGCCAAAGAACGCGCAAUUGCCACCCUACGGUCCGUCCAAGAGCGUGUCGUCGAUGCGUCCAACAUCCCGCGAUGACCGCUCAGACAAAAUGGACCUUGUAAGAACCACUCCGCAUCGACGUGCAAGCCCACAAGUACGGAUACCGCCCAAACCUAGAUCACAGGCUCUGCCAUACGCAACUUUAAAGACAGGCUUGGUUUACGAUCCUCGUAUGCGGUUUCAUGCCGAGCUUCCUAGCGACACCUCGGUGGACGAAAUACACCCUGAAGAUCCACGGCGCAUCCACUCUAUCUUCGAGGAGAUUCGGGAAGCUGGGCUCGUGCGUGGGCCAGAAAGUUCAGACAGCGACGAAAAUGACGAGUAUUGUUGGAGAAUUGGUAUUCGAUACGCCGAGGAACACGAAAUUCUGACGAUUCAUACAAAAGCCCAUUAUGACUUUGUAUAUUCAUUACAGAGCAUGCCUGAAGAGGAGAUGCAUGAAUGGAUGGAUAAAUUGGACUCGAUCUAUUUCAACCACUCUACUUAUGAUUGUGCCAGACUAGCAGCAGGCGGCGCAAUUGAGGCGUGCAAAGCUGUCGUGCAGGGAUCUGUGCGCAACGCGAUCGCUAUCAUCAGACCCCCAGGGCAUCACGCCGAGAGUUCCCAACCUUCUGGAUUCUGCAUCUUCAACAACGUUCCUAUUGCAACACGUGUGUGUCAAGAUGCAUAUCCGCAGACCUGCAGAAAGGUACUGAUUCUGGACUGGGACGUCCAUCACGGCAAUGGCAUCCAGCACGCGUUCUACGACGACCCAAAUGUGCUCUACAUAUCUUUGCACGUUUUCCGCAACGGUCACUUCUAUCCCAACCUACCUGACGGCAACCUUGACUUUUGUGGAGAGGGUGAUGGAAUUGGAAAGAACGUCAACAUCCCGUGGGAUGAUCAUGCUAUGGGCGAUGCUGAGUAUCUCUAUGCCUUUCAAGAAGUUGUCAUGCCCAUAGCCAGCGAGUUUGAUCCGGACUUGGUAAUCAUCUCGGCUGGCUUUGAUGCUGCUGAAGGGGACGUGCUCGGCGGCUGCUUUGUCACUCCGGCUUGCUAUGGUCACAUGACACACAUGCUGUCGCGCUUGGCGAAGGGUAAGCUUGUGGUGUGUCUUGAAGGAGGCUACAACUUGCGCUCAAUCGCUCGUUCUGCACUUGCGGUGACCAGGGUAUUGAUGCAAGAGCCCCCGGACCGACUAAGUGAAGACUUGCCCGCGCCAAAAGAUAGUGCUGUCCGUACCAUCGAACAGGUCAAGCAUCAGCACUCGAAGUAUUGGAAAUGCCUGUAUCCCAAAAAACUUGAAAGGACUGAUCCGGGAUUUGCCGCUACAGACGCGUUGCAUAAUGUUAUAAGAGAAUGGCAAAGCCAACGUCUGGCCAGAGAGCACUGCAUGACACCUCUGCCUUUGCAGAUCAACCACCCUGACCUUGCACCGACGUUCGAGCACAAUGUGAUUGCAACGCCUGACUUUAUGGAACGCAGGCCGCUUCUGGUGAUCUUCCACGAUCCGCCCAGCUUUCGAGAUCACCCGGACCCAGUCACAGGACGAAGAGAACUGCACAACACAUGGCUUACUGAUGUAAGCAAGAGCUAUAUCGACUGGGCCAUAACAAAUGGUUUCUCCGUCAUCGACGUGAACGUUCCCCAUAUCGUCACCGUAGAGCAGCAAGAAGGGUCAAGCUUAGGCUUCGCCAGCGCAGAUGAUGCCAAAGCUCGGUCUGACAAAACCCGCGAAAUGGCCAACUACCUUUGGACAAACUACAUUCACCCCAGCGACGCAACUCAAGUCUUCUUCAUGGGGAUAGGCGAUGCUUAUCAGGGCCUGGUUGACUUGUUGGGCCGCAAUGAAACUACCACAGAUGAGGAUAGUAGGAUAGAGAUUCUCAUAGGAUUUGUGGCUGAAUCGUCCAUACAGUCCGUCAAGCGUCCUACAGAUGAUGACAUAGGAGCCUGGUAUUACUACCACACCAAGAUCUUCGUGAAGCAGAGCCACUACGCCUUCAGUCGAAACUCGAAAAAGAAACUACGCAAGAAGCUGGGGAAUCUCCAGCAGUCGGACUGGGACACACUGGACGAGAUGCUGAUGGGCCACCGGGAUGAAGUGCAGGAGCUGCUGCUAGAGAAGAAGAGCGAGUUUGCGGAGGAAACUGAAACCUCUACUCCUACUGACGACGACCAACAGGCGGCACAAAACGGUGGGUUUCGAAGCCCUCCUCUAGGCCUCGACACGCAAGCCAUAGAAGCGCGGCACGCUAAUGGGCUACGAGGUCUACCGCCUCUUGGUGUCUUCUCAAGUCCAAAGCCCAGUGGAAGUCCAGGGAGUCGAACGAGGAGGCCGUAUUGA